This is a messenger RNA of Cyprinodon tularosa, 1675 nucleotides long. Its product is annotated as plexin-B1-like. Gene Ontology annotation, biological process: negative regulation of cell adhesion; regulation of GTPase activity; positive regulation of axonogenesis. NCBI's taxonomy places the organism in Eukaryota, Metazoa, Chordata, Actinopteri, Cyprinodontiformes, Cyprinodontidae. The transcript is spliced from 4 exons. The record is from RefSeq and is a predicted model, not a curated record. Gene Ontology annotation, molecular function: protein binding; semaphorin receptor activity. Gene Ontology annotation, cellular component: semaphorin receptor complex. Bases 421 to 1656 code for a protein of 411 amino acids.
CCCUUUUGGACGCCGGUGGAAUCGGAGCGCCUCCCGGUCCCAGACACCAUUGAGCGGCUGGAGCUGCGGGCGGAGGAACCUGCUGAAGCUCAACCUCCGGAUCUGUGCUCCCGGUCCGGGAUCAGGUCUGCGCGCCCCGGCACACGGACUGGAUGCUUUAGAGGAGCUACUGGGAGGACUGGGACUUUAGAGGAGCUACUGGGAGGACUGGGACUUGGCCUGAGCUGGGACCAAACAGGGAUUAUCAGUGGAAGGUUUUGACAGAUGCUAAUGGGAGCCAUGGAUCCAUCUGGACUGGGAGGAGAAAGGCAGUGAGCUUCUGGUGACGUCCAGAAGGAUGCAUUUCUGACCGGAGCAGCUAGGAGGUCAGGAGGUCACAUACCUCUGGAAGGCACCACUAGAAGCAAAUGCUCUGCCGCCAUGCCUCCUGGGACGGUGUGUUGUCUGUCAGCAUGGACGGUCCAAACCCUGCGGUGCCUGGUGCUUGUCACCGUUGGCUGGCCACUCUUUCCGGCGUUCAGAGGUGUUGCAGGAGGAUCAGACUCUUCCCACUCGGACCUUUAUCCGACUUUCAUGGGGAACAACACGGCGUUUGAGCACCUGGCCCUGCAUCCUGACCCCCAGGUUGGAUGGGUCUACAUCGGGGCCCGGGAUCGGCUGUUCCAGCUGAACCCCUUACUGCAGCUCCGGGUCCAGGACGACACGGGCCCGGUCACAGACAGCCCAGAGUGUUUACCUCCUGUGACAGAGAGCAACUGCCCUCAAGCCAGGGAGACCAGCAACCACAACAAACUGCUGCUGGUUGACCCCUUCUCCAGAGAACUCAUCACCUGUGGGAGCGUCAACCAAGGAAUCUGUCAGAAAAGGAAUCUGACAUCAAUCAACCAGGUGCUUUUUUCCACAGAGAGGCCAGUGGAUACUCAGUAUGUUGCAGCUAACCACCCCAAUGUCAGCACCGUUGGUCUCGUGGUCCGCCCCCACCCGGACAGACAACCGCUGCUGUUUGUGGGACGGGGUUACACCAGCAGCCAUCCACCCAUCUCCACCAGGAACCUGGCCCAGGAGCCCAUCUUUUCUUACGAGGAGACCGCCAAAUUGGCCGUUGCUGGCCGUCUCUCGGAGUACGACCAUCACUUCGUGGCUUCGUUUGCCCACCGCCACCACGUCUACUUCUUCUUCUACAGGCGGGACCUGAAAUCGCAGUCUAGGGAGUACCGCACAUAUGUGUCACGUGUAUGUUUGGACGAUCAGGCCUAUUAUUCAUAUGUGGAAGUGCCGCUGACGUGUCGCUCUAGGGCAGGAAAGAACUACAACCUCCUCCAGGCUGUGAAGCUCGGCUUCUCCAAGAGCGGCGCUAGGAGCGAAGCCUCAGAGAUCCUUCUUGGAGUCUUUUCCACUCAUUUGACCUCUUCACCUCGGCCAAGCGAGGACUCUGCUCUGUGCAUAUUUAACCUCCAAGAUGUAGACCGCAGGAUUAACUCCACCAGAGACCUGUGCUACACGCAGAUGGGCAGAGAGGCAGGAUCAGAGGCAGCCUACAUCGAAUAUGAAGUCAAGUCCAACUGUGCCAACCUUCCAGAGGUGAGUCCAACGCUCCGCCAUGUUGUUUCUGGUUUCAUGGUUAACUCUGCUGAGUUUAACCCACAACUGGCCUGACGUAGUUUGACAUUUUGCU